AGCCCGUCCUCUGCGAAAGCAAGAUCGCAAUGUAGCACUAGCACACCCUCGUCACCACCGCUCAUCAACACCUCCGGUAACACUGAAGCACGUUGUAUCGCAAUUCGACGACCAUAUACACCUUUUUGAACGACUGCAACUGCGAUUGCGUAGAAAGAUACGAAAGAGGAGACAUCCACUAUGACGGACUUCGUAAAGAACAUGAUAUGGAACAGUGUGUCGGGCUUCGUAGAGGAGGGAAAGAGGACGGUCGGCGGGUUCGCAGGCGACGCGUUGAUUAAAGCGGGCGAUAUGGUGGAGGGCGGCGGGAGGACGGUCGGGAAUGGGAUCGAGAAAAAAGCAACCGGCCUCGGCACCGCCAUCGGUGGCGCGCCCCCAAAAGCCCCCUCCGCAAAAGCCCUCCCAAGCACCGCCCGCCGCCCCGCCGCCCACCGCUCCUCGUCCCUCCCCGCAAACACAAAGCCCAAGGCCCCCGUCGGAGGCUCUGGCGUCCCCCUCGGCGCAAAGAAAACACCCGCCGGCGCAGCAGCCGGCGCCGCAGCCGUGAAGCGUGCUGCUGGCUCCGGCGUCCCUCUCGGCGCGAAGAAGACACCGGCCAACGGAGCCCUCCCAAAGUUCACGCCCAAGCCGUUCAACCCCCCGGGCGGCGUGUCCAAACCCUCGCCGUACCCAACGUCCGGCGGCAAACCCAACGCCUCAACGUCGUCGCUGCCAAAAGCCUACCCCUCUUCCGGCACCGGCGGCGCAGGAAACCCCCUGCCCAAACCGUACCCAGGUGCGGGGAGCAAGACGCCGGUGCGGCCGGGGCAGAGCAAGCCGUUUUCUGGUGCGGCGACGAGCGUGGGAGGGGCGGUGAAGCCGUACCCGGGGACGAACACGUUGCCGGGACAGGCGAGCAAGAAGCCGGUGCAGAAGUACAAGCCGGCGCAGAGGUACGAGCCGCCGGCGAAGGCGGGGGAGGUGAAGAGCUUCUUCUAGGGCGUUGAUCUCAUCUGAAACGUGGGUGAGCUGGGUGGCUUGGGUUUUCCUCUGGGCAAGAGUGAGGGCGUUUUGUGUGGAUUUCCGUUACUGGGUACGGAGAAGGUGUACGAUACGCUGCAGGGUUGUGCGGCAAUGACAUGAGUUCGGAGUUCCAUGUACGGCGCGCUUGUAGGAUAUUGGAGAAAAGAAGCACGGUGUUCAUUUUGUCGGUGAAACCCGCACGCCAACAUGCGCGAGUGCGAUCCAAGAACCGACCAAGUUGCGCGCGUGCAUUGCAGGAACCACGUACCAUCGCAACCUAACGAGCCCUCCUGUGCACAGAGCCAUCGCCCUCAAACGCAAAUAGUAUCCAUCCUGCAUCCACCGUCCGACCCCCGCACCCCGCAC
Molecule: messenger RNA, 1368 nt
Organism: Paraphaeosphaeria sporulosa
Lineage: Eukaryota; Fungi; Ascomycota; Dothideomycetes; Pleosporales; Didymosphaeriaceae
Exons: 2
Coding region: 181-978 (265 amino acids)
Source: RefSeq, a predicted model, not a curated record